AUUGGAUUCGGCAUUUACAAGGAUUUGCUGUCUCGCCUCCAUUCUACUUAAACCCCAUCAAGGAUUCAUCUCUACUCAACUCUCUCUCUCUCUCCUCUCUCUCUCUCUCUCUAGAAACACACACCAAAAACACACACACACACAGACACACAAUUAGUUGCAUAAUGGCAGAUGCAUUGAAUGAAGAACAGAUUGUUGAAUUCCAAGAAGCCUUCAGUCUGUUUGAUAAAGAUGGAGAUGGGUGCAUAACCAUAGAAGAACUUGCUACAGUGAUAAGGUCAUUGGAUCAAAAUCCAACAGAGGAAGAGCUCCACGAAAUGAUGAACGAAGUCGAUUCCGACCGAAACGGGACCAUCGAAUUCGCCGAAUUCUUGAAUCUCAUGUCCAGGAAAAUGAAGGAGAUUGAUGCAGGUGAGGAGCUCAAAGAAGCUUUCAAAGUGUUUGAUAAAGAUCAAAAUGGUUACAUAUCAGCAAAUGAGCUUCGGCAGGUGUUGAUGAAUUUAGGGGAGAAAUUAACAGAUGAGGAAGUGCAACAGAUGAUCAGAGAGGCUGAUUUGGAUGGUGAUGGUCAAGUUAAUUUUGAUGAAUUUGUCAAAAUGAUGACCACCGUUGGAUAAAGUCAUAAAACAUACUUUUAAUUUUAUUUAUUUAUUAUUUUUUAUUAAUAGUAUUAUGUUUAUUAUCCUUUAGGACAAUAUUCUUGCUGCCCAAAUUUAGAUUUAUUUUCUUGGUUGUAUUACUUUAUGUUUUAGAUCCAAUGGAAAUUUCAACUUUGCCAUUCUUA
This is a messenger RNA of Erythranthe guttata (spotted monkey flower), 784 nucleotides long. NCBI's taxonomy places the organism in Eukaryota, Viridiplantae, Streptophyta, Magnoliopsida, Lamiales, Phrymaceae. The record is from RefSeq and is a predicted model, not a curated record.